AUGGCGUCGUUCGUGUCCAGUCUUAGUCCGGUGCCCGCCUUCCCAGAGUAUCAAGGUCCCUACAAAGUGGGCACAGUCGACGUCGAGAUACCCGUCUCUGAGCUUGAGUCCCCGAGUUCUGUGCCAGAUGGCUCUUCUCAUAUCCAUACCAUUCUGUUCAGGAUAUUCUACCCUGCCGUGCCCGAAUCUCAGGGGAAACGGGUAUCCUGGCUGCCAGCACCGCAGCGCCUCCAUAUCGCUGCCUAUGCGCACCACACGCACGGAUUGCUAAGUGAGAGCAGCUUUCUCCCCCGACACCUCCACUGGACCUCCAUCCCAGCCCACAAGAACGCCACCCUCCUCCCUCCCCCAUCCGACCGACCCACGGCAAGAUGGCCGACCAUGCUCUUCUCCCACGGCCUCGGCGGCAACCGCAACGCCUACAGCCACCUGGCCGGCUCACUAGCCUCGCACGGCGUCGUGGUCGUCUGCCCCGAGCACCGCGACGGCAGCGCCGCCCUCACCCUCGUGCGCGACCCCCAAAGCCGCGCCCCGCAAACCACCCAACACGCCGUGCCCUACCUGCGCAUCGCCCACACCCAGACCCCCGACGCCUGGUCCGCCCGCACCAAACAACUCCGCGUCCGUCUCUGGGAACUCGGCCUGCUCUUCGAAGCCCUCACCGCCCUCGACCGCGGCGCCGCCACCACCCCCUCCUCCCAACCCAAACUCAUCAACCUCACCACCGCACCCCCUUCCGCCCUCGCCCAGUUCGCCCACGCCCUCGACAUCCACACCCCCGGCCGCGUGCUCUUCGCCGGCCACUCCUUCGGCGCCGCCACCAUACGCCAUCGCGCGCCAGGGGGAGGGAGAGGGGGAGAAAGCGUCGUCGUCGCCGGGGGGGCGGGCGGUGCUGGCGGUGGAGUCGCGCGCGUUUUUCAAGUGGACGGAGCAUUUGCAUGCGAAGGCGAGGAUUUUGUCGCCAAGGCCGGGGGGGAGGGGGGUGGUCACUGGGGGGGUGUUUCGGAGGGGUGGAAGUCUGGGUGGGGAGGGGGGGGGAGGAUGGGGAGGAGGGUCGGGAGGGGGGCAAGGGGUCCUGGGGCCCGGCCGCACUUCUUCUACGUCGAGUCGUCGGCCCACCUCAGCCAGAGCGACUUUGGCGUGCUGUUCCCCUGGCUGACGAAGCGCGUGUUCAAGUCGGACAACCCCGAGCGCGUGCUGCGGCUGAACGUGCGCGCGGUGUUGCAGUUUUUGAGGGAGAAUGGGGUGCCGGUGGCGGGGACGGGGAGGGCUGCGCUGGUGGAUGGCGGGCAUCCUGGUAUGAAGGGGGAGUGGACGGAGAAGGAUGGGAUUAUUCUUGAGAGGUGUAAGGAGGGGGAAGAAAAGGUCGAUGCGUGGAAGUGGAUUGAUGUUGUCGGGCUGGGAGCGAAGGCAGGGCCGUCUGAGUUGGAGAUAAGGGAGAAGGGGAAGGAAGAACGCGAGGUUAAGGCGGAGGAGGGUGAGAAGGAGAUGCAGGGCGAGAUUGAGCCUUCGUUGGAGAGUGUGGCCGAGGGGGCGGCCGUGCAUGCCACUAAGGAGUUGGUUGGUACGGAAAAGUGA
Messenger RNA from Chaetomium globosum CBS 148.51, 1578 nucleotides. RefSeq lists its product as uncharacterized. Bases 1 to 1578 code for a protein of 525 amino acids. Gene Ontology annotation, molecular function: 1-alkyl-2-acetylglycerophosphocholine esterase activity. Lineage: Eukaryota; Fungi; Ascomycota; Sordariomycetes; Sordariales; Chaetomiaceae. The transcript has 4 exons. The record is from RefSeq and is a predicted model, not a curated record.